GUUGGCGCUCGCCUCAGGCCGUUUCCCGCCAUGUCCCCGCCGUCGAUGCCGCUGAGGCGCCGGCCUGCCCGGCCUCGCUCCCCAGCCGCCGCCUCCUCGUCCUCCUCUGCUGGGAGCGCGACUCCGCCGGGGCGGGGCGCGGGAUGGAUCUCGGACAGCGAGGUCGAGGCGGAGGCGGCGGUCGGACGGCGCGCCAAGCGGCCGACCCGGCGCCGCGGCUCCCCGGUGCCGAAGCGGGCGAGGCCGCGAGCGUCGGGCGAGGCCGGAUCCGCCGGCGGCCUGGGCCUCUUCGAGGCGCUGAAGGCGGGCAGGAGCGCCCUGGAGCCCGUGGUGGACGAGUGGCUGGAGGGCUACCAGGAGGACCGGGCCGGGGGCUUCGUGGAGCUGCUGAACUUCGUGGUGCGCGCCUGCGGCUGCAGAGGCGCCGUGACUCUGGAGAUGCUCGGCCGCCUGCAGAACUCGGAGAUCAUCAAAGGCCUGACCGAAGCCUUUGAGGAGGAUUCAGCCGAAUACCCGUUGUUGCUGAACACUCCCACGUGGCGACGUUUCCGUGCAGGAUUCUGUGAGUUCAUAACUGUGCUUGUGUGCCGUACGCAGCAUAAUGUUGUUUAUGAUGAAUACUUGAUGGACGGUCUCAUUGCCUUCCUGACUGGCCUGUCUGAUUCUCAAGUGCGUGCCUUCCGUCAUACCAGCACCCUGGCAGCUAUGAAGCUGAUGACGGCCUUGGUGCAUGUGGCAUUGAGUGUAAGCUUGCAGAAAGACAAUGCUCAGCGACAAUAUGAGACGGAGCGGGCCAAGGGAUUGGGCUGCUGGGCCCCAGGGAAGUUGGAAGGGCUGUUGGAGAAACAUAAGGAGUUCCAGGAGAAGCAAGAAGAGCUGGAGACCUUGAUGAAUGCUCUCUUCAAGGGAGUCUUUGUUCACCGCUAUCGGGACCUCAUACCUGAAAUCCGUGCUAUUUGCAUUGGAGAGAUGGGUCAGUGGAUACAGCAUUACACCGCUUCCUUCCUAACUGAUGGUUACCUCAAGUACAUUGGCUGGACUCUGCAUGACAAGCAGGGGGAAGUCCGACUUGGGUGCCUACUUGCAUUGCAAGGCUUGUAUUGCAGCCCAGAGACUGCCUCGCAGAUGGAGCUUUUCACCAGUCGCUUUAAGGAACGGAUUGUGUCCAUGGUUCUGGAUAAAGAGCCUCAAGUGGCAACGGAAGCUGUGAGGCUGCUUACUCUUAUCCUUCAGAAUAUGGACGGCGCACUCACUGACGCUGACUGUGAAAGGGUCUUCCCACUGGUUUAUGCUUCCAGUCGUCCUUUAGCUGCUGCUGCAGGUGGAUUUUUAUAUAGAAAGUUCUUGGCACCCAAGGUGGACGCCAGGGCAAAAUCAGGGGACCGCCAUGAGGGCACUCGUGUCUUCCUUCAAUUGCUUUUGGUGUUCUUUAUUGAAAGCGAGUUCCAUGACCAUGCCGCCUAUUUGGUCGAUAGCCUGUGGGACUGUGCAUCUGCCCUGCUGAAGGACUGGCCGGUGCUGACUGGCCUUUUGCUGGAGGAAUCCUCCAUAGAAGCAGGUUUGGGUGAUCUAAAGGAGAGCAGCCUCAUCUUGAUCUUGGUGGCCAGUAUGCGGCAAGCCACAGAAGGGCACCCACCAAUUGGCAGGUUCUCUGGAAAGAAGGUGUUUUCUGCUCGGGAACGCAAAGUGCAGUCUGAAGAGCGUUUAAGACUCGCACAGCAUUUUGUCCCUCUACUGCCCCAGCUGUUAGCUAAGUUCUCUGCUGAUGCUGAGAAAGUAGGACCUCUGCUGGAGGCUUUGCGUUAUUUUGACCUAACUCAUUACAGCUCAGGCCGUCUGGAGAAGUACUUAGACUUGCUGCUGAGCCAGCUAAAGGAAGUGGUGGAAAAGCACACCAGCAGUGAAGUGCUGGAGCUGGCUUCCCAGACUCUCCAGCUGUUCUGCCGCACAGAGUUUGCUUUCUACAGCCGUGUGGAUUUUGCUCGUAGCUGCAUUAUGGACUAUCUGGCGGAUAAAUUCCAGCACGAGGCUACUGAACUCCUCCAGUCCUCAUUUUCUGAGGAGGAGGAGGAGGUGUACAGCAUGGCUACCACUUUGAGACGCAUUGCCUUCUUCCACAGUGCCCACGACCUGACUCCGUGGAGGUUCUUUGAGCCCUGCGUCCGUCUCCUGCGCCACCUGCUGAACACAGGCGAGGCCUGCGAGCAGGUGGUGAUUCCUGCCAUGACUUGCGCCCACUUCUCGCUGCUCUGGGAACUGUCCCACUGCUCAGCCGGGGCCCUCCCUGAUCAGCAGCAUCUGCUCAGCCUCAAGGACAAAGUGGCUGCCUUUUGCUCCCUCUGCCAGAGCUGCCUCAUGGACAUGGAGCCCUGUAUCCAGAAGCAGGCCUUUGUGUUGUUGAGUGAUUUGCUCCUGAUCUUCGGUCCACAGCUGACUGACGGAGGGCACUCUGUCCUGCAAGAAUUGGUGUAUCAUCCGGAGUCUGCUCUACAGUCGCAGCUGGCUGGCUUUCUAAUGGACCACGUCUUCAACCACAGCCAAGCCCAGGAUGAUGAUAGUGAAAACGGAGAGCUUCAGGUUGAACAGCUGCACCAGCGACGUAAUUUGCUGUCUGGAUUCUGCAAACUGGUUGUCUAUGGAGUGCUGGAAUUGAGCGCUGCUUCAGAUGUCUUCAAGUAUUACUCCAAGUUUUACGAUGACUAUGGGGACAUCAUUAAAGAAACUCUGAAUCAGACCCGCCAAAUUGACCGAAUUGAGUGGGCUCACACGCUGCUACUCAGCCUGCAGCAGUUGCUGACCCAGCUCUUCUUGGAAGAGGGACCUGGGGCCACAGACUCAGCUGCCUUCCUGGAUAUCCGGGACUUGGCACGGCGGUUCUCUCUGCUGUUUGGGCUGCACCAGCUGCAGAACCGACCAGCCCUGGUGGCUUUGCACAAGGAUGGCAUAAAGUUUGCCUUUGAGGAGCCAGCAUCCCCCAACCCCAGUCUGGGUCUCAUCAACCUGCCCUUCUUGGAGCUGCUGAGUGAAUUCUCCCCAAGGCUCUUGCCUCCGGAUAAGGCUCUGCUCCUUGCCUACUUGAAGAAGACGGGACAGGCUCAUUUCUCAGGGAGCAGAGAUGAACCCCGCUGGCCCUCACUCCUGCUCUAUCGGCACUCCCUGAGCCCUCAGCAGGAGGCUGAGGCCCUCCAACCUCGCAAGGCUUCCAAGAGGAGACAUUUGAGUGGAUCCUCUGAGCACAGCGGCAGCACCAGCCUCGCCUCUGGUAGCCACCUGCAGACCCCCCUGCUGACUUCCACCGCCCUGAGGGUCAAGCGCCAGCUGACAGGGCCUCCCCUGGAAAUGGAGAGCUCAGGCAGCGAAGCCGAGUUUGCCCAGAGGCUGCACCUAAUCGAAGAGCCAGAGAACAGCCAGGAGAGGGAGGUAACCGGUUUGGUUUUUCCAUGGAAAAAUGUUGCAAUAGGCUUAGGACUCCUUUGACUUGAGUGAAAAAGCAGCUUGAAGAUGCAUAAGCAACAUGCAGAGCAGCUGUGGGGAAAGGAUUUUAAAACUGGCAAAAAAAGCAGCAUUCCUUCAAAUGCGUCAUAAUUAACCUGUGGAACUCAUUGCCUGCAGGAUAUUGUGAUGGCCACCAGUGUGGGUGACUGCAUAAAUCUCUCUGAAAAGUGGGUGAUGGGAUCCUUUUCCAAGAGUAACUUUGCUAGGUCAAGGCGAUUCUUAUCUGUUUGCAGUAAAAGGCCGGCACCUUGUGUGGUGGAGAGGCUGCUUUCCGCACUGGUGGUUAAGGGGGAAUUUGGGUGCUGCCGCCCAGAGCAUUCCUGAAGCCUCCUCAAGAGCGUCGAAUUUAGUGGCAGAGAAAGGCUCUUAUUGGUCUCCCUCUUUCCCUGCAGGUUUCCUGAAGCUCUUCUUUUGCAGAGGUCUCCCUUACGGGGGUGGGGGGUCGUGGAGAGGAGGGCUGUACAGAUUCCCUGCCAAGUAUCAUCACCAUCAUCUGUGCCUCGUUUUGCUCCUGCUGUAUAAAAUUUGCUUUCUUCCUUGGUUUGCACUGUUUAAUGAGGGUCACACAGGAUGCUCCCUGGUUUCGUGGCUUUGACUGUUUAUACUUGCUAGUUAAAAAAUAAAGCUGUUUAAUUUGGAAUAACAA
Molecule: messenger RNA, 4141 nt
Organism: Pantherophis guttatus
Lineage: Eukaryota; Metazoa; Chordata; Lepidosauria; Squamata; Colubridae
Source: RefSeq, a predicted model, not a curated record